This is a messenger RNA of Dimorphilus gyrociliatus, 3094 nucleotides long. The record is from the annotation of a GenBank genome assembly. Lineage: Eukaryota; Metazoa; Annelida; Polychaeta; Dinophilidae.
UUUUAAUUGUAUUUUCUUUUUAAAUAGAGAACUUCAGGGAUAUUUUAAUAUAGAAUUAUGGAUAUUCACAUCGUGUACUUCAAAUAUUAUUAAUAAUUAAAAAAAAGACAUCUGAUUAUUUAAAACAUCCCAUUAAUAAGACGUAUUUGAAAGAGAUUGAUAGAAUGGUAUUGUGUGUAUACGUUAUAGGUCAAUUCAGAUGUUUUCUUCUUUUUCCUUUUUUUUUACUGUAAAGUUUUAAUGGUUUUGAUGGAUCAAUAGGAAAUUCUAUUUUCUUCCUUUAGUUUCCUUUUUUUUACUGACUGUUAACUCUUAAUGGAAAUAGAAGUUAGAUGUUAACGUUAAAUAUCAACAUGUAACGUUAAUUUAAAGGUCAUUGCUUAUUCUUUGUACUUUACUGUCAUCCCUUUAGAUAUACCCUAUUUGUAUGGUACUCAUGCAGAAAAUUAAUUAUCAAAAGUAUUAACAGACUCCUUUCAAUCUUCUGUAAAAAAAACCAACCCAAUACUGUAAAUUAUUUACAUAAACUGAUCACUUAAAUAACCGAGUUUACGUACACAUCUUUUGCUUGGCGAGGAAAAUUUCAAAGCUAUACGUCAUUUCUCCCUCAGAUUUAUUAGUAGCUUUAAACUGUAAUUGAAAAAAAAAACAUAAAAGCAUUUGAAAUAUUUACAAACCGCAUUUUUACAAGAAAGAAAGGGCUAAUAAAGUCAAGGAGAUUGCUUGAAAAUAUUUAAUAAUCUCUUAUCCGCCUCAUUCACUGUCUAAAUAUACGAAUGUUUAAUACUGGUUAAAAUUAGGUAUUACUAUUGAUAAACGAGCUAAAGUUUGGCUCAUUAUUGAUUUAAUUAUAACACCGUUAUAACUGUUUUUUACAUCGCGAUUUUUCUUAAAACAGGUAUCGACACACAGCUAAAAUUUACUUUAGAGCCUAUACCAGGAAGCGAUGACACAUUUCCGCAGUGGCUCGAUGCUAUGCGUGGUGUAUGUCGGUUACCCUGUGGAAUACCAGCCGAGUUUCGGAAGAAGGUUUGGCUAGCGCUGGCUGACAAGCACUUAGCAGAAUUAAAAUUGGAUUGGGAUAAGACAAAAAAAUUUGCUUUUAAUGAACGUUCAAAUCCAGAUGAUAAUAAAUUAGGAGUACAAAUUGUAAAGGACUUACAUAGAACCGGAUGCAGUGGGUUCAGCGGUCAAGAUAAUGAUCAUGAAAGAGCAAUGCUAAAGCGGGUGUUGUUGGCUUAUGCAAGAUGGAAUAAAAGAGUUGGUUACUGCCAGGGGUUUAAUGUUUUGGCUGCGUUGAUUUUAGAAGUUGUUGAAAGGAAAGAGGAUGAUGCCCUUAAGAUAAUGAUAUAUGUCAUUGAUGCAGUCCUUCCGGAAAGCUAUUUUGAUAACAAUCUGAGGGCCUUGUCAGUGGAUAUGGCCGUUUUUAGAGAUUUAAUCAGAAUGCAACUACCUCAAUUAUCAAAACACUUGGAUACUUUACAAGCAAGAGCACGAGACGAAUCAGGAGGCACAGUUUAUGAGCCUCCUUUGACCAAUGUUUUUACAAUGCAAUGGUUUCUAACAAUGUUUGCCACUUGUUUGCCAAAAGAGACAGCGCUAAGGGUUUGGGAUUGUAUUGUUUUAUAUGGAAGCGAGAUACUUUUGAGAACAGGCACCGCCCUCUGGGGGAAAUUGCAAAAUCGUAUAUUAGGAAUUCAGAGCGCUGAUGAAUUCUACACUGCUAUGGGCAGUAUUACUACGGACACGUUGAAUGGUUUAAUAGUCGAUGCUGAUGAUUUGGUUAAGGCAAUAUUUGAUCAGGGUCCAUUGCCUCUUCCUCAAUUAGGAGAAUUACGAGAGAAAUAUACUUUUAAUAUAACGCCAUUUACAGCAUUGGCGACUGGAAAGAAGAAAGGUAAAAAUGCGAGACAUAGCGACGAUGAGGAAAUAGACGAAGAAGAUAUCGCUGAACAAAUCGGCUGUUUUUCUGGUAUGUUUCCAGUUUCGCAUGGACAAGUUCUGGCUAAGCAUAGACCUUUAAAUGAUGCUCAAGCUGACGUCUCUAAGGCAAGUCCAGGAGCAUUUGCAGUAGAGAAAUUACCACAACAUCAAGCUAACAUUGUUAUGGAGAGGACAACGCUGGACGUAACCUUACUUCAAAAACAAUACAAGAAGUUCGCCGAGAGACAAAAACAAGCGAAUGUUAUUAUGAUGGAAGCUGCAUCUGCAAGUCUUGCCUCCAAGGGCAGAACAAAAGCUCAGAAAGUAUUAAAUGUUGAAUCUCCUAUUGCCAUGAAUCAUUUGCUCAUUGGUCAUAAAUCAUCGGCCAUUAGAAAUAAGAAUAAAGCAGUCGCUAUAGCGCCAAAAAUUGCUGAAUUUAAAUCUACUCUGCCUCAGCCAAAAAGACGAAACUCAUCUUCUACAAGUGAAAAAAGCAAAAAUCCUAAUAGUCCUACAAAGGUUGAAAUAUCAAGACAAAAUUCGGCUGAUCCAGAAGAAUAUGUUACAAAACUAACUUAUGAAACUGCCAAAAAGUCUCAUACUAGUGCAGAUAAUUCCAAAUCUCAAAAAAGUAACUUUUCACCGUUUCAAAGUAAAAUUAACAAUCGGGUGGCUAAAAAUGGCAUUAAGUUAGGUUUAUAUUCCCCCGAUUUUAUGUACGUGAUAGAUGAUCAUCACAAGGACGUUCAAAAUGGUGAUGGCGUUAAAAAUAUAACAAGGGCACAAAUUAAUGCCUGUCUGAAUAGGCAAUAUCAAGCUGGCUUGAAAGGACAAAAAUGUGCUAGUCCAAUAUAAUGACGUCUAAUUGAUUUAGUAUAAGUAUAUUACAGCUCCUAUAAAACAGUUUAUCUAUAUGUAUACAUUUGCUCCAGGAUACAUAAAACAAAUUAUAUAUGAUUAAUGUAUCGUUGUUUAAGUUGAAACCUGUACAAACUUUUAAAAAUGGGCUAAAAGAAAUAAAGGAAUAAAAAUAUAAAUAAUAAAUAAAAGCCUAUAAACGUUGUACAAGUAACAACCACUUAAUAUUUAUGAAAAUAUGUUAAAGGUAAUAAAAAAAAAACCAGUUUUAAAUAAAAAAUAAUAAACAUGUUUGAACCAAAUUCCGUUCUAU